This is a messenger RNA of Pyricularia grisea, 861 nucleotides long. RefSeq lists its product as uncharacterized. Gene Ontology annotation, cellular component: COP9 signalosome. Lineage: Eukaryota; Fungi; Ascomycota; Sordariomycetes; Magnaporthales; Pyriculariaceae. The record is from RefSeq and is a predicted model, not a curated record. Bases 1 to 861 code for a protein of 286 amino acids. The transcript has 2 exons.
AUGGAGCAGGCAAAGGCUCUCAAUGCGUUGGAGCCCUUCCUUGCCCUGUCCAAGGCAGCGACAGCACCACGGGCAGCAGCCGAUCUCGUUCUUCAAGCAACAUCAGCACCGAAUACAUUCAUAUUUACCGAACUUCUGGCCCAGCCAGAGAUACAGGCCCUCGCCUCAUCUGCCGACUACUCUCCAGCCCUUACAGUCUUACAGAUCUUCAGUUACGGCACCUGGGCUACCUACACCCAAACCCCCGGCCUACCGCCGCUCAAUGAUGCUCAGGCCCUCAAGCUCCGCCAGCUGUCGCUGCUCACAAUGGCUCGUGACAAGGCUGCGCUGAAGUACGGCGCCUUGAUGAGUAGCUUGCAACUUCAAACGAAACGCGAACUCGAGAGCCUCGUUGUCAGCGCUGUUUACGCUGGUCUAAUCGCCGCCAAGUUGGAUCCAGCUCACGGCGUCGUGCGUGUCUCAUCCGUCUCGCCCCUCCGGGAUCUCGCACCAGGAACUGUUCCACACCUUAUCAAUGAGCUUCACCAGUGGUAUGAUAGAUGCAGAUCUGCACUUGACGAUCUCGACGCGGAGAUUGCCGCAAUUCGACAGACCGCAGCGACAAGAGUGACAGAGAAGACAGAAUGGGACGCGAAGAUGCAACGUUUAAUUGAAGAUGAGAAAAACGCAGCAGACAGCGGCGGCGGCGGAGCGGGCUCGUCUAGGAAACUGCCUACGGGACUGGGUCCGGGUCGGCGUUUGGGGUUCGGUAAGCGAGCGAAUGUGGGUAGCAUGGCGGAUGCUGGCGACGAGGCAAUGGAUGUGGAUACAGAUGACGACGACGCCAACACCAAGAAGAGGUCAAGUCGAAGAAAGCUUUAA